Molecule: messenger RNA, 886 nt
Organism: Protopterus annectens (West African lungfish)
Lineage: Eukaryota; Metazoa; Chordata; Ceratodontiformes; Protopteridae
Gene: PRDX2
Product: peroxiredoxin 2
Exons: 6
Coding region: 137-736 (199 amino acids)
Biological process (GO): cellular response to stress; leukocyte activation; removal of superoxide radicals
Cellular component (GO): cytosol
Molecular function (GO): thioredoxin peroxidase activity
Source: RefSeq, a predicted model, not a curated record
CCAGCCCUUCUUGUAAAAUCUCGCGAUAAGGUUUGCUUGUACAAAAGUUACUGCGCCGCCGGGAAAAGGGGUGUGAGUCAGUCGGCUAGUAAUUUCAGCAUUAAGAUUUUUGAGAUAACCUCUACAUCCCUUAAAGAUGUCUUGUGGGAAUGCAAAGAUUGGAACUCCUGCACCAGAGUUUCAGGCUACAGCUGUUAUUAAUGGGGAGUUUAAGGAGAUUAAGCUCUCUGAUUAUAGAGGGAAGUAUGUAGUAUUUUUCUUCUAUCCUUUGGAUUUCACAUUUGUGUGCCCAACUGAGAUUCUUGCCUACAGUGAGCAUGCGUCUGAAUUCCAGAAGAUAAACUGUGAGGUCAUUGCCGCUUCUGUAGAUUCCCAGUUUUCCCACCUGGCCUGGAUCAACACACCACGAAAAGAAGGUGGUUUGGGUGGUAGUUUGAACAUACCUCUGGUAGCUGACCUCACACAUUCUAUUGCUAAAGAGUAUGGUGUGCUGAAGGAGGAUGAUGGAGUUGCAUACAGGGGUCUCUUCAUUAUUGAUAAGAAAGGAAUAGUUCGUCAAAUUACAGUUAAUGAUCUGCCUGUGGGUCGUAAUGUGGAAGAGACGCUGCGAUUGGUCAAGGCAUUUCAGUACACUGAUGAACAUGGCGAAGUCUGCCCUGCUGGAUGGAAUCCUGGAAGUGCAACUAUCAUCCCAGAUGUCCAAAAGUGCAAGGCAUUCUUCUCAAAACAACAUUAAAGCAGAUUCAUGGAAAUAUUGUUUGCAUCGACUUCUUGGAACUUGACUGGAAUGACUGAAUUGACUACUGUUGCCAGCUAAGCACUUGGUGUUUUUUUUCCACCAGGCACUUCCACAUUUUCCUCCAAAUAAAUUUUGUUUUUCAAAUGG